UAACGGGGGGAAAGCAGCAUGUUAGCAAACAGACCGAGCACGGCCAGCCGCCGGCAGCCGGAGCCCCGCGCUUGGAGCAGGCGGUGAGCGGCAGCCGGACACACCGGGCACCGAGCAGAGGCGGGGAUGGAGGCGAGGUGAUGCCAAAGCCACGGAGGAGACCAUGGCCGGGCGCGGUGCUGGGGCACCCUUGCUGCUGCAGCUCUCCCUGCUCCUGCUCCUCCACCUUGGCGGGACACUGGGCUGUGCCUUGGUGACUGUGGGCUCCCCCGUUGUGCCCCUGGGCUCGGCUGUCACGGCGUCCUGCACCAUCCAGAGAGAGCUCUGCCGUGGCCUGGAGCAGGGGAAGGUCCGGAUCAGCUGGAUGCUGGACAACAAGCUUGUGGCUGGGAGCCAGCUCCAGGGUCCAGGGGACACAGAGGUGUCCAACCUCACCCUACCCCGGUUCAACCACACUCAGGCCAGGCUGUGGUGCUGUGUGGAGUGGAACGGGACCAAGCAGCGUGUUGGCAUGGCCGAGAUCAGGGCAGGCUACCCUCCUGCAAAGCCCCUCAACCUCAGCUGCACCCUGAACCUCAGUGACUACGGGCUGACGUGCCGAUGGGAGCUGGGAACCGACAGCCACCUCCCCACCAGCGUCGUGCUGAAGUGCGCCAGGAGCAGAGGCCAGGCAGUGACAGGCUGCACCCCGCGGGGAGGGCACAGCCACUGCACGGUGCCACGGCGGCUGCUGCAGCUGUACCGGCAGAUGGAGAUCUGGGUGUCUGCCACCAACGCCCUGGGCACGGCCGAGUCAGAGCAUCUCCGCAUCGACCCCAUGGACGUGGCCAAGCUGGACCCCCCAACCCUGCAGAGCAUCCAGUCCAUCCCCUUCCAGACCGACUGCAUUGCUCUGGCCUGGGAUGUGGCGUGGGGCACAGAGCACAUGGAGCUGCAGUGUGAGCUGCGCUACCGGGCACCCGAGGACCCUGCCUGGGCCCUGGUCACCGGCAUCAUCGGCCGGGCCGGCACGGCGCAGCGCUGCGGCUUCCUCUUCGGCACGCAGUACCACUUCCAGAUGCGGUGCCGGCGGAAUUCUGCAUCGGCUUUGGCCUCCUGGAGCGAGUGGAGCCCGGGCAGGAACUACACCACCCACGAGAAAGCCCCCACAGGGAAACUGGAUGCGUGGUGGGGAGCUCAGCCGGCCGGGCCAGGGGGGCAGCUGGAGGUGCAGCUGCGCUGGAAGGCCCCACGGCGGCGGGAGGCCAACGGGCGAGUGCUGGGCUACCGCGUCACCCUGAGCCCCCGGAGGAGGGGCAGGGACCCCCCGACUGUCUGCAACACCACCCACACCCAGUGCAGCUUCUCGGUGCCCGCAGGCACCAGGAGGGUCUAUCUCUCAGCCUACAACGCCGCCGGCGAGUCAGCACCGACCGAGGUCGUGCUCCUGGAGAGGAAAGGUCAGCCCGUGGCUGGGCUCCGGGCCAUGCCCAGGGACGAGCACAGCCUCUGGGUGCACUGGGAGGCACCGCUGGCCCCAGUGGUCGCCUACGUCCUGGAGUGGCAGUGGGUGACAACAGAGCCUGGGCACUGCAGCAUGUGCUGGCAGAUGGAGCGUGACGGGGCAGCCACCACAGCCCUUAUCCAGGAUGGCAUCGAGCCUUUCCAGCGGUACAACAUCUCAGUGUACCCCCUCUACGAGGGCACUGUCGGGGUGCCCGUCCACACCACAGCCUACUCCCAGCAGAAGGCACCGUCCCAUGCCCCGAAGCUUCACCUGAAGAGGAUUGGCAAGUCAGAGGCUGAGCUGUGCUGGGAGCUGCUGCCAGUGGAGAUGCAGAACGGCUUCAUCACCAGCUACACCAUCUUCUGGGCCAACAGCAUCACCGACGUGGCCAGGCUCCCAGCCAGCAGAGACCCGAGGGGCUGUGCAGGUGGGGGGAUUCUGCCACACCGACAGCCCCGUGUGCCCCCAGGUGCCACCGUGAAUCCUUCCCUCAGCUCCUUCGUCAUGCGGGGGCUGAAGCCAUCCACCCUGUACAAGGUGCACAUCAUGGCAUCCACGGCAGCCGGCGGCACCAACGGCACCAGCCUGACCCUGGUGACCACAGUGCUGGAUGACUCUGAGAUCCAGUUCCUCUUCCUGACCCUGGGGCUGGUCUUUGUUGUGCUCAUGGUGUUGCUCAUCUGCUUCCAGAAGAACGAGCGGGUGAAGGAGCAGCUGUGGCCCAGUGUCCCCGACCCCGCCAACAGCAGCCUGGGCAAGUGGGUGCCGGCAGCGGCGCCGCAGGAGUCGCUCCAGGUCCUCGCGGCGAGGGAGCCCGGCCCCGCCGCCAUCUCCACGGUCACCGUGCUGGAAGGGGAACCGGCGAAGCAGCCGGGGAAGGAGCAUCCCGGCCUGGCCGCCGCCGCCCCGGCGCUGCCCCGGCCCUACGUGCGGCAGGAGGGUCCCGCGGAGCCCGUGCAGUACGCGCGGGUGGGCAGCGCGGGGUACCGGGGGCAGCGGCUGCUGCCCGAGCCCGGGCCCCGCUUCUACGAGAACCUGCGGGGCCGCGGGAACGGCGGCGGCGGCGGCGCGGGGGACUGGGCGUUCCUGGAGGAGCCCCCCGCCACCUUCCCGCUGCUGCAGGGGCUCCGCAUCGGCGGCGCCGAGGAGCUGCACGAGUGCCGGGCGGACUAGAGCGGGAUGGAGCCGGGCAGCGGCACCGGGACCACCAGCGGGAGCCCCGGGAUGCGGGGCCCACCCGCGGGGUUCCAGCCGCACCCCGGGGCGCUGCCCGGCUCCAUCCCGCUCUGUGUGUG
Molecule: messenger RNA, 2781 nt
Organism: Prinia subflava (tawny-flanked prinia)
Lineage: Eukaryota; Metazoa; Chordata; Aves; Passeriformes; Cisticolidae
Gene: CSF3R
Product: colony stimulating factor 3 receptor
Exons: 16
Coding region: 164-2659 (831 amino acids)
Biological process (GO): cytokine-mediated signaling pathway
Cellular component (GO): membrane; external side of plasma membrane; signaling receptor complex
Molecular function (GO): cytokine binding; cytokine receptor activity
Source: RefSeq, a predicted model, not a curated record